AUGUCGAAUAACACCGAUCUGUUAACUUCGGGAGGGUUAUCAGUACGGUGUCAAGAGGCAAGCAGCGCUAUUGAAAAUGUGGGUAGCGAUGGAUGCAGUGAUCUACGGUUUCGACAUGAAAUCGAGCCACCUGAAAUAGACCCGUGGGGAGGCCGAUAUAGCAUCUCUUUAGCAGAGCUUCCCAAACUGCCACCGUCAUACGAAAAUACCCUUUCUCAGGCUGCAGUGCCUUCCACCUUCGAAAUCGGAGUUUCAAAGGAGAUGGUGAGAGAGGAGAUAAAAUUACUACAAAUAAUUGAUGCCUCAGAUGAUGAGUCCAUAAUGGAUUACAGGUUCUGUUACUUUCCUCCUGAUACAUACCGCCUGUCGAGGACUAUUGAAGCACACCUCGCCGACGUGACUAGGCGAGAAAAUGAACUCAUAGAACGUCCUCGGCCUCCUAGUCGACGUCCUUUGACAAGGAAAGAUCCAAAACAGAACGAGUACGGACACCUACUAGAUAAUUAUGGAAGCGAUUCGCUCGAAAGAGAAUUGACGAGCCAGUUCAAAAAGGUAUCCUUAGCAGGAGGGGCCAGCGGGUCGAACACAUACAACGGGGCUUCAGGCCAAGGCAUGGGGAGCAUUCAAGAGCAGCAGAAUAUCAGGAACCGGUCCAAUAGCCCAAUAGGCUGCAGUAUUACACAAAAGGAGUUGCUGAACUUAGCACCCGCUAUCAAUUUCGGCGAGUUUGCAACUGACAUAGAAAUUCCGUCAGUAAGCAAUGGUUCUCAGUCGCAAAGGCAACUGAGCAUAGAUUCCAAUAGCUUGGAAAAUCGCUCCAACACAAGAGCUUCGCAGGAGUCGCUGGUACACCCCGACUCAAGGUUCCACGGCGACCAGAAAUCAAUGCGUUCAGAUACAAAAAGUAGGGUCACGUUUAUGAGCACUGACACCGGAGCCAGUGAAAGCAGGAACACCGUUAGCUCUAUUAAAAAGCAGUCAACAGGGCCUGCCAGGUGCAGAGCCGGCACAGACGACUCGCAGUCUGUCAGCAGUUUGGAGAUAAAGUCGUUGGAAAGGUCGACAAUGGAUUCAAGGGAUAUGUGUGACUUCCUAAUGCCCAACAGCGCGAAUCUCCUCGCCGGCACGAGAGAUACAAAGGAUGGAUUUUCCAACAUCGAAACACAGCGUACGCGCAGCAGCGCGUUUACGAGCAGGGAGCGUGUUCGCAAGCACCGCAUUUCCCGCGCAUCUAGGUCACCAAAGCGCGCUUCCGUAAUGAAGAACACCAUUCCCUAUUCUCAUUCGGACCGCGAGUUCCGGAACAAGCUUAACGACAUGCUAGAACAGACAGGAGUCCUAAAUAUCUCGGACGGUAGCACGCUCAGCAUCAACGGCCAGGAUCUGAUUAGCGAGAAGCCGUACACAAACCGCCGCAUGUACAACACAUGGCGGGGCGUGCGAUCCAAACUCGUCUCUUCACGCUGCUCCAGUCUCCUCAGCACCACCGACCCGCGCGCCUGCGGCAAUCCCACCGCAAAGGGACGCCUCCCAGACCUCAAGAUGCCCAAGAAGCCCUGGUUCAAGCGGGUCCACGAGACAAACCAGCGCCUUCUCAAAUCGGCAGCGCGCGUGAUGUUCAGCAAGAUAGACGAGUUCCAAGGCAUGAGCUUCGAGCGGCUCUCCGAAGCCGCGAAGAAGUUCGACCGCAGGCGCCAGGAUCGCUCUGCGGAGCCACGCACCGCUACCGAAAGCUGCCACACCCCCGCGGACGCCCCACAGUCCGCCGCGCCCACCUUCGGCCCGUGCCACACUACCACCCUCCCGCCAGAGCCCUCGGUGCCGCUGCCGCCCCCGGAGGACCGCAGGCCAUCACCGCCCGCCGCCUCUCCAGCCCGCCCCCGGCACUCCACCUUCUCGUUCCAGCCUCCCGUCUUGAAGCCCCAGAAUCUCUUCGUCACCACCUGCGCGGCCCCGGGGUCCAUAACCCCUCCACCUGAGCCCAUCUCUCAUUCGGUUUCUUCCAUGCCCUCUGCAUGGAAGGUGAGGUUGAAUCCCGACGCAAAGCCAAGAGGCGGCCCACGGUCACCCAAGAUUGCUCUCGCCCAGCAAAUCAUCCCAUUAAAGGCGGUCGGUUACAAGACUGAUCAAUUGCCGAAUAACUCUCAUGGGAUGUACGGUUACUUGUAG
Messenger RNA from Eremothecium gossypii ATCC 10895, 2169 nucleotides. Its product is annotated as AFL122Wp. The coding region runs from base 1 to 2169 and encodes 722 amino acids. Lineage: Eukaryota; Fungi; Ascomycota; Saccharomycetes; Saccharomycetales; Saccharomycetaceae. The record is from RefSeq and is marked provisional. The transcript has a single exon.